CAGAGCUCUUUUUCGCCACCCUCACUGAACAGCACGCGUAAUUACUGAAAGAAAGAAAAAAAUAAAUCAUCAUCUGCACUUCCCCGCACGCAUUAACAUCACUUGUUUUCUCCUCCACAACUGUCAAAGACUCAAUAUCGACAUUCAUUUGCUUGUGAUCAUCGACCUUUCGAGAUCUUCUCCAUGAGGAUGGCGGACAAGGAGCGUUCUGGCAGUCUCUCUGAGGACUCUGCCUUGCCUUGGAUUCUCGAUCAUUUCUUAAAAUAUCCCGGUUCUUACGAGAUCCCAUUGCGCACGAUGUAUGCUUUGAACUCGACACCCAGCGCACAACCACAGCCACAGCCAACUUCACGACCGCCGACAGCAUUCUCUCGCAGAGGUGCACAGUCGCCUCCUGCGAGGUCUCCGCCAGCUUCCCCAACCUCUCCUGGGUUUCCAUCGGACGACAGAGCCUGCCCGGCUGCACAAUUCAGAGCUCAGCUGUUGAGCCAGAUAUCUCGUUUGCCAUCUCAGCCCUGCUCGCUGCCUCCAAGUUUCGUGACAUCUUUCCUUCGUCGUUGCUUUAGUCCGAAUAUCGAUGAGGUCGACUUCCCUCAGGCACUCACUGGCCUGGACUAUCUCAAAGACCUGGAGACACGCCGCAGAAAAGAGGUGUUUGCCGCCCUCAAAAGACUUGGCCUUGACCGCGAUGAUCUAUGCAGCAAAGAUGAGCUUGCGAAGAAAUAUCCUGGCGUGUUGCGCUGGCUCGAGUCCAUCGAACAGAAUGAGCGAAAAGUAGAGGCCCUGUACACUCAGGUUUAUAUUGGUCUGCGACGUUGGACGCUGCUCAACGAGAUGUUGACGGAACCAUUCAGCAGGACAAACUGCAUUGUCAUGCUCAACACUCUCUUUCCGCCCGUCACAACGGCAACCAUCCAGCCAACAUCACAGCUGACGCCGAAGAUCCUGCAGUCCCAACGCGAUGGUUUCUGGCGUUACAUAUCCGCGGUUGAGACCAAUGGGAAGCAGAUCCUUGACAAGGUCAUCCAGCAAGGGGCCCGGGAGGGCGACGAGACCGGUUGGCCUCUUGUCCGCGAUGCCUUGGACAAAUAUCUUCGACUUGCCAAUUCUAUGAUCGACGAAUGUAACGAGGUGAAUGGCCGUGACAGCCUCGAAGAGGAGGAUUGCUCUCGUAAGAGCCACAAGGGUCGGAAGGUAGAUUCUGGAAUCAGUUUCGGUUCCGCCGAACGACUUCCACCUGUCAGCACCAGCAGCAACACCGCAGCAGUCCUGGACAAGCCUCUUCCUCCAUCGCCUACCUUUUCCAAGAAAUCAGGCAGCUCCACCCUGGAAAGAAUAGCCAAGGAGUUCCGCAAGAUGGGAGAAGGCAAGAGCCGCAGCCUCAAGAAGAUGCGCUCCACAAGUGCUCUUAGUGACCGCCAUGAGCCCUUGAACAGCAGUCAGAGUGAUGCUCCGUUCUUCGACGCUGAUGAGUUCAAGCGUAAGAGGAUGAUCUGGGAGGCCACGACCAAGAAGAAGGGAUAUCACUCGAAACAGGCCAGCACUCAGUCGCACUAAGCAGUGCAUUCACUCCCCGCGUGGGGACUCUUGAAUAUGAUUUGGAACACCUUGAACGCCUGGAUGAGCUCAGGAUAGACCAGUCAUUGCCCACUUUUCAAUUCUUCGGUAUUGAGCUCUUUCUUGAUUGAUUGUCAUUAUUACCGGCGGGGUUUGGCUGGAUUGGCAUGUAUUCCCACUAGGUGUUUGGAAGGAUCUGGCGUAUGGAAGGAACUAUGUCUGAUACGAAAAAAAAAGGCACGAUGAUGAUGCAUUCCUUGAUGAUUUCUUUAUUUUGUCUUUCACCUUUCCUUGAUGGACUUGUACAUUGAAGGUCGUUCUCUGUGAUUUUCUUUUCUCUCUGUUGCAUAUAGUUAGUGACUUAGAGUAGCUAUUGAUAGCCUGGAGUUCAAUCAACUGAGCUACAAAAAGAACUGAGGACGUCUGGUAUUCUUGUAUCAAAGAAUAACCAUUAGCGUAAGCACAUCUAUUGAAUCCAGUCAC
This is a messenger RNA of Paecilomyces variotii, 2040 nucleotides long. RefSeq lists its product as hypothetical. The record is from RefSeq and is a predicted model, not a curated record. Bases 184 to 1557 code for a protein of 457 amino acids. NCBI's taxonomy places the organism in Eukaryota, Fungi, Ascomycota, Eurotiomycetes, Eurotiales, Thermoascaceae. The transcript is spliced from 2 exons.